AUGUCAAGGCUAUUUUUUUUCUAAGGUUUUAAGUUGCUCUCAUGGUUGCUCUAUUCAACUAUUGGUUCGAACUACAGCUGGUCACGGUGUCACCAACAGCUUAGCAUGUGAUAAGGCUGAACUGAAGGAUCUAAGUUUUGUUAUAUUAUAAUCUAGAUCUAUGUCUAACCAUUACAGAGCUAUAAAUAUUCAAACAAAAAUGGCUGUGACUUGAGUAACGUGUUCGAUAAGGCAGCUUUACUCUACACUCCACACAACUAGUCUACUUCAUAAGCAAAUAUCAAGUUGAAAACAAUGUCAGACAUUUUAAAUGUUCCCCGACUUCGUAUUCUGACUUACAUGUGUCCAGAUAUUCCUAUAGAAACUUUUACAUUGCUCAGAAACUGCUUGGAAGAUGCUACUGGACUUGAAGCAGAUCUCAUUGUAGAGGAUAGAUUCACAGGUCCUGUAGUUGAUAGAACUGACCCAUUCAAUGCCAAUCUGGCUGAUCUAGUGUUUUUGCAUAGUUCGGAUUAUCUACGACUGAAAGAUGAGAAACAUCCUAACAUACAGUUGUGCCCAGCUGCUCCUGUGUACUAUCAUCCUCGUGCACCAGAUAAAGCUGUUUAUUUCUCAGAGAUAAUAAUUCAUUCUAACAACAAAGAGAAAUACAAAUCAAUCCAGGAAUUGAAAGGCUGUUCUUGGGCUUACAAUCAUUCAAAUUCUCUGAGUGGAAACAUUAUUGUAUUGGAUUAUUUAAAAAAACAUCUGAAAACUGAUGCUUCAUAUUUUGGCACUAUUAUAGAGUCUGGAUCACAUCUGAACUCUAUCAAAAUGGUCAGAGAUUUUAGUAUAACUGCAGCGGCUGUAGAUUCAGUAGUACUUGCUGGUUAUCUCAAGGAUCAUGAAGAUCAUGCAGAUGUUUUUACCUCAAUUGAAACUUUAGGACCUCUGCCCAUCUACCCUUGUGUCUUCAAUAGCCAAUUGCCAGAAAGUAUUAAGCAGACCAUCACAAAUGCUCUCCUCUCUAUGGACAAAUCUGUGGACUGGUCAGAUAGGUUAAGGUCUGUAGGGAUUCUCAAAUUUGUUCCUGUUGAUGAUGACCUGUAUUAUAUAGAAAAGAACAUUCAAGCUGGUGUUUCUGGAAUGAGUAUUCAAGCUACUUUCUAUUAAAUAUUUAUAUGUUGUUUGUUUUUUUUGCAUGAGAAAAAAAUGCCUUAUCAGAAGACCAAAUUUUAUCUAUAUAUUUAUUUUUUAAACUUUAUUAAAUAUACCCGGCAUUAAUAUUUGUACUAAUCUUUUUAAAGUAUAUUUCUCCAGAAUACUUUUUUUUGUGUCAUUUAUAUAUUGGAUCAAUUAUUUCAAUAAGAAUGUAACUUCAUUUGCAAUGUAUGCAUUCUAAGAGUUUAACAUUAGUCCAUCCAUUUUAUGAGAAUAAUACUUUUAUUUUUGUUGGCAUUAACAGAUCAUUUAGUGGAGAGCCAAAUAUCUUAGACAAACUCCUUGACUGAAACUGAUCUACAGAAAUUAGGUUGCAUCAUGAUAGAAUUGGAUUGGCUGAUGGAAACUUGUAUAUUAUACUGUAUUCUCUCUGUGGCAUUUUACGUCUCGUGAGACGAUCUUUUCCCUUUGCAACUUCUUGCGUGACUAAAGAGGCCAAUCCUUGAUACACAGCUGCGAUCACAGGUUGGGCAUAUAAAAUCACCAGGCGCCGUUGCAUUUUCACCCUUCUUUCUGCUUCUGUUGUGUAUGACAUCUGCAAUCUGUGACCCUUCCUUUAUGCUCUCUCUCCAUGUGGAUCUGUCCAGUGCCACCUCUUCCCAGUUGCCAGUGUCGAUUUUGAAGAGCUUCAUGUCGCGUUUGCAUACAUCCGUAUAACGUAAAAGUGGGCGACCAGCGGCUCUCCUGCCUUCAAUUAGAUCGCCAUACAGGAUGUCCUGUGGAAGUCGACCUACUGGCAUUCUACGAACGUGGCCAAGCCAGCCAAGGCGUCUGCUGCUGAUAACAGAGCGGAUGUCCUGGCAUCCUGCUCUAUGUAGCACUUCCUCAUUUGUUAUCUUAUCUUGCCACCUUAUUUUAAAGAUCCGCCUUAGGCAUCGGAGGUGGAAGACAUUCAGCUUUUUUUCCUGCCAUGAGUAGGUUGACCAUGUUUCACUUCCGUACAGCAAGGUGCUCAACACACAGGUCCGGUAGACUAGGGCUUUAGUACUGCUAGUCAGCAAUAUGUUGUCCCAGACUCUUUUCUGCAACCGUGACAUGGUGGCCAUUGCCUUGGCUAUCCUGUUGUUUAUGUCUUUAUCCAGUAGAGUGUUGUUGGAUAUGAUGGAGCCAAGGUAACAAAAGUGAUCAACAAUUUCUAGUGGUUGGCCAUUAAUGCUUACUUGAGGUGCAGUGUUUGUGUUUUGGACAAGUAUCUUAGUCUUGCUUUGACUGAUGUUUAAGCCGAACUUCUGGCAAGCAGCAGAUAGUUUGUCAACCAUGGACUGUAGCUGAAUAUCAGAAUCAGCCACAAUAGCUGCAUCAUCAGCAUACAGGAGUUCCCUGACGAGUAGCUUCCUAACCUUGGUUUUUGCCCGCAGCCUUGAUACAUUAAAUAGUUUUCCAGAGGAUCUUGUAUGGAGAAACACACCUUCGUUUAUGUCGCUGUACGCAUAAUGCAGUAGACAGGAGAAGAAUAUGCCAAACAGAGUAGGUGCGAGCACACAUCCCUGCUUGACACCACUGCAAACCUCAAAAGGUGCUGAUUGGGCUCCAUUGAAUUUGACAGUACAUUUAGUUUCCUCGUGAAAACAUUCAAUUAACUUCAGUAGUUUGGGAGGGCAACCUAUUUUCCUCAGGAGUUUGAAAAGGCCACUUCUGCUGACCAUGUCAAAAGCUUUAGUCAGAUCGACAAAAACAAUGUAAAGGGGUCUGUCUCUCUCUCUAAAUUUCUCCUGCAGUAGUCGUAGAGAAGAUAUCAUGUCUAUAGUGGACCUACCACUCCUGAAUCCACACUGAGACUCUGGGUAGACUCUAGAAGCUAUCACUUGCAGCCUGGAUAGUGCCACUCUAGCAAAGAUCUUGCCCACUAUACUGAGGAGAGAGAUACCCCUAUAGUUGUUGCAAUCACUCCGAUCCCCUUUGUUCUUGUAUAUUGUGACUAUAGUUGCGUCACGCAUGUCCUGUGGGACAUGACCUGUUUCCCAACAGCGGCAGAGGAGAAUAUAGAGUUCAGGGAGCAGGAGUGAUUCGUUGACUUUCACUACUUCCACUGGGAUACCAUCACUCCCAGGAGAUUUUCUAUUUUUUAAGCAGUUAAUGGCUUUUUUGAGGUCACUAAGGCUCGGAAGCUCAUCUAGGCAUUCCAGUACUGGAAGAUCUGGUAGAGAAGCCAGGGCGACAUCGUCUACUGUAUUCUGUGUGGCAUAGACUUCGAGGUAGUGUUCUGUCCAUCGUUCUAGCUGCUUGGUUUGAUCUGUAAUUUUUUCUCCUGAUUUGGAUAGAAGGGGGGCAGGCUUAGACACUGCUGGACCCAGGGCCGCUUUAAUGACAUCAAAUAGAGCUUUGCUAUUUCCUGAGUGGAGACUGUCUUGGAUUCUGUUGCAGGUAUCCCUCCAGAAGUUGUUAGCACAUUUUCUAGCCAUUUGUUUUGCCUCUUUAUUAGCACUUUUGAAGGCCUCCAGAGAUUUUGGAUUAGGCUUUGUCUUGUGAGCGAGGUGUGCAGAUCGUUUUUUCUCGAUGCAAGGUUCCAUAUGUGCUAGAUUCGCCUCAAUCUGUAUACUGUAUAAAAUGUGCAUAAACAAGAACUUAAGCAAAAUAUGUCAUCUUAUCUUGACUCUACUAGUAUGUGACUUAGAAACUGUUCAGGUGCUUAGCCAACUAAAUCAGAUAUUUCAACUAGUGUAUUGAACUUCUACACUAUAGAUUCUGUUGACACAUGGACAUGUAUUAACAUGUUUAGAAGUUCUAAUAAAAACUCAUUAAGCAUUACAA
Biomphalaria glabrata is the source of this 3951-nucleotide messenger RNA. RefSeq lists its product as uncharacterized. The transcript is spliced from 7 exons. Lineage: Eukaryota; Metazoa; Mollusca; Gastropoda; Planorbidae. Bases 295 to 1152 code for a protein of 285 amino acids. The record is from RefSeq and is a predicted model, not a curated record.